CUAUGCUAAAGUCGAUCUUGACUCCUUCUCAAGGUCUUUUAGUAUCUCGUCGAUUCUUCUCUUCACCAGCUCCUUCUCGAUUUUUAAACGACUUUAUGGCCACCAAGGAAAAAGGACCUGUUCAAUUAUCUAUUGAACAAAAGGUAACAGAAGCUUUGGAACCUACUAUAUUGGAAACUGUGAAUGAAUCUCAUCUACAUGCUCAUCAUGCUGCUAUGAAAGGUGUCACCAACAAGGAAACUCAUUUCAAGUUAACAGUAGUAUCUGAUAAGUUUGAAGGCAAGACACUUAUGCAACGACAUAGAAUGAUUUAUGGGUUAUUGGGUGAUGAACUUCAACAAGGAUUACAUGCUCUUACAUUGAAAACGAAGACUCAAAGUGAAUUAGAUAGUAGAAAAUGAUUUUGAAUGAUUUAAUGAUAAUAAUAAUAAAAAAAAAAGAAACUAUAUGAUCAUGA
Halteromyces radiatus is the source of this 457-nucleotide messenger RNA. RefSeq names its product bola-like protein-domain-containing protein. The transcript has 4 exons. The annotation marks the transcript as partial. Lineage: Eukaryota; Fungi; Mucoromycota; Mucoromycetes; Mucorales; Cunninghamellaceae. The record is from RefSeq and is a predicted model, not a curated record.